UUAUAUGACAAGUUAAUUUAAACAGCGGCAAAUAUUUCUGUUCUGAUCUUGAAUGUUGAUUGGGAGAAAUAAAAAACAUUUAAAAGUCGGAUUACACCUUAGCUUGUGAACUUAUUAAAAUGCUUCGACAAAUGAAACCUGUUUCUUCGUUAGAGGACGUUAAAAAGCAUAAAUGUGUGUCGUUUUCUAUUGACUUUGACGUAGAGAAACCCAGUGUGAGCCAUGUAAGUGUUCCUUCCAGACUGCUACAGAGACAAGAAGAGAGGAAAAAUAGACAAUCACAGAAUUUGAUGUCCUAUACAGAUGAAGAAUCAAUGCUUAUAGCGGAGAUAAUGAAAGAGGCAUCUCUAAACGAAAUCAAAUACAAAGCUGGAAGAGUAGACCACAAGCUUUUCGAUGCGUCAAGAAGGCGAAUGUGCGUCAAUUAUUUAAAAGAACAGUCAAGCAAAGCCAAAGAAGCUGAAAAAAAAACGCCAGAUAUAAGAGAGAGGCAACGGAGAGUUAAGGAAAUGGCGACAGCAUCUAGAGCAAAGGCUUCCUCUUCACCGCUGUCCGUCUGUCAGUGAUAGUUAGCUUCAUUAAUUUUGCAGUGGAUGAAUAUAAAAAAAAACUUGAUAUGUGCUGCAACUUUAUAUUUAUAAACUCAUAUUCUGACAAAUUGCUGUUAUUAAAGGGGAGAUUUAUAUUACAGAAAUGUAUAUGAUAUGUUGCCCGUAAUCAUUUGACGGAAAGGGCUGAAAAUAUGCGAAUGCCAUUAAUUGGCGAAUUUGGCCACUUUCCAUGUCGUCUUAUGAUGGUUUGUACUUACCAGGGGAAGUAAACGCUGGGAGAAAUUUCUACACUUCUAAAGCAAUUACUCCCCUCUUCGGAACUAUUAACGGACAGUGACGGAGUUCAUGGAGAAUUGGUUUUACAUUAUAUGUAUUUUAUAAUCAGAAAACGAGAAAAAUAAAAUGAUUUCGAGAGCAAGUCAAUAGCCAAAACUUGAAAUGUUUCUCUUAAGUACUUAGAAGAUAUUAUAUGCUCACAUUCAUAUUUGAAAAAUACAUGUAAGUGUUUUUGCUCAUAAAUACCUUCCUACCUACCCGUCUUCUAAGCAUAGUUUGUGAACUUUCUUGUUCAAAUUACAAACAUUCAGUAAGAAUUUCCCAGAGUUCAAUAAAUUUCUGCAACAAAAGUAUUUUACCCAAUGAUGAGCAUAGAAUGUGAUAACGGCAUUUUUAUAUGAAAAAUUUCGUGAAAAUAAUACUGAAACUGAUAUACACAUUGGAAUUUAAAUUUUCAUUAAAACGAGAAGUUGGAUGAUUUUCCAGAAAAUAUGGUGUCUGUUUUUAUGUGGAAUAGAUGUAUCAGACUAGAACAUUAAUUGACGCGAUAAUAAAAUUGAUAUUCACGUUUUUUUUUUAAUCUGGUUUCGCGAAAUCCGCCAUUAGUUUUCAAAAAAAGUUUUCAUGAAAAGCUGUCGUUAAACAAAUGGAUGCAUGCGUAUUCAUGCUUCCGUUCUAAUCUAAUUUCAGAAAAUAAUUAGCUUUCUCAUGGUCAAGUGAACAUUGUUUUAAUUCUAUUCAUUGUUUUUAUUAUUCAUAUGCCUGUUGAUGUUGACUCAUGUAUUAUUGUUUAACAAUAAAUCAGGUCAUAUAUAAUAAAAUGUAAACAAAGUAGUAUUUUGACUUCCAUACAAAAAUACUAA
Ruditapes philippinarum (Manila clam) is the source of this 1690-nucleotide messenger RNA. RefSeq lists its product as uncharacterized. Bases 120 to 566 code for a protein of 148 amino acids. The transcript has 3 exons. NCBI's taxonomy places the organism in Eukaryota, Metazoa, Mollusca, Bivalvia, Venerida, Veneridae. The record is from RefSeq and is a predicted model, not a curated record.